AUGGCGGAUUUAGGGGGACAACAGGGCCGGAACUACCGGCCCUACGGCCAUCCCUCUAACUUCCAGCGAGAUGCUGCAUUUUCAGAAAUCUUUGGUGGAGCACCGCCACCGGGACGUUCGCAGACUAUGACUUCGCAAACCCCCCAAUUUUCUCAAGAUCGAGCUCACACCAUGUCAUCUCAUGUGCCACAUCCCCAGAUGCAAAGGGCCCCGCCGCAACCUACACGCCAGAUGCAGAAUGGCUAUCCGCCAGCUUCCUCCAAUGGGUACUACCAAGCAUACCCCGGAAACGCUGCGCAACCUUCACCGCAGAAUCUUCCCCGGCCGUACCCAGGACGAUUUGCCUAUCCACAGCCUCAACGUUUGGAUUCGAGGCCGACUCCAGGUUCCCAAUACCAGGAUAUGAAGGUGCCCGGUCGGCCGAUGCCUCCCCCGGCCAUGAAUUCUGACUCUUACCGGUCACGCUCGAUGGCAAGGAUGGGUGGGCCCCCAGUUUAUGGACCGCCUCCCAGUAGCUUUAAUCAUACUUCUGCCACCGCUUUUCGCCAACAACCUUACCACCCUGCCGCUCCGAUGACUGCGCAAGGCCGGGUUGUUCCAGAAAGACAUGGAAAUGAACGCGCUAUGUCGAUGACCUCGUAUACGGCCGAUAGGGAUCAGUCACUCACUACGAGUACUGGACGUGUGAUUCCGACCAGAAGGAAUCCGUCCGGACCAGCUCCUCCUCCCCCGAUGAAGCAAGAACCAGAGCAGGUCAAUGCACAGUACAACACAAAUAUCAAAUCCCGAACACCAAGCGACGCCUCGACGAACUCCCGCUCCAUGUCUAUGGCCUCCACCACCAUGUCAGUGGCGUCGACUGUUGUCCCCGAUCGGACGAUGAGCAUACAAAGCCAGUCGCAGCCCAAACACAACGGCUCAACAAUUACCCAUGCCACAAGUACUUCACGUCGUAGCAAAGUACCCUUGGUCUACCCGGCCCUUCUCUCCCGGGUCGCGGAUAUCUUUCGGGAGAAGAUCGCGCUUGGUGAACGGCAGAAGAACGGAUUGUCCUAUCAGAAUGCCUUUAGCGGUGCCGAGGCAGUGGAUAUGAUUGGUUACAUCGUCAAGACAAAUGAUCGGAACUUGGCUCUUUUGCUGGGUCGAGCACUCGAUGCGCAGAAGUUCUUCCAUGAUGUGACGUACGACCAUCGUCUCCGGGAUACUACUGGCGAGCUUUAUCAAUUCAAAGAAACCAUGGGAGAGGAAGCCCCUAGUUCCGAUGUGAACGGAGUUUUCACUCUUUUGACCGAGUGCUAUUCACCAACGUGCACGCGCGAAACCUUAUGCUACUCGAUAGCAUGCCCCCGAAGAUUGGAGCAGCAGGCCCGAUUGAAUAUCAAACCUCAGCCAGGAUUGCGCACAUCUGCCUCCAAGGGCAGCUUGCAUGGUGAUGAUGACAACGACGACCAGAAACUGUGGAUCAACAUGGUUCCGAAAGAGGUGUCGGACUCUAUCGACGAUAAACAGAAGAAGCGCCAAGAGAUUAUUUUCGAACUCAUGUACACGGAACGUGACUUUGUCAAGGACUUGGAAUACUUGCGAGACUUCUGGAUGCGGCCAUUGCGUUCUGCGGGCAACGCCAAUCUUUCUCCAAUUCCAGAGCAUCGACGAGAGAAAUUUAUCCGUACAGUGUUUGGAAACUGCUUGGAAGUCCUUAAGGUCAAUAGUGCUCUGUGUGAGGCUCUAAAUAUGCGGCAAAAAGAAAGCCAUAUUGUGCAUACUGUCGGCGACGUUUUCCUUCAACAUGUGCCGAACUUUGAACCUUUCAUCAAGUAUGGUUCCAACCAACUUUACGGAAAAUACGAAUUUGAGAAAGAGAAGGCGUCAAAUCCGGCCUUUGCACGAUUUGUGGAGGAAACGGAACGUCUCAAGGAGUCUCGCAAAUUGGAGCUGAAUGGUUACUUGACUAAGCCCACCACCCGUCUAGCACGGUAUCCACUGCUCCUCGAAUCGGUUUUAAAGAGCACACGCGAUGAUAACCAGGACAAGCAAGAUAUUCCCCAAGCUAUCAAAAUUAUCAAGGAUUUCUUGUCCCGUGUCAAUACCGAGAGUGGAAGAGCAGAGAAUCAUUUCAACCUCGUGCAGCUCGACUCAUCCUUGAAGUUCAAUCCUGGUGACUAUGUCGAUUUGAAGCUCACAGAGGAGAAUCGCCAGAUGCUCACGAAGAUGGCGUUCAAGAAGACACCAACCGAUAGCUCGGAGGUUACUGCGUAUCUCUUUGACCACGCGGUGUUGCUAGUCAGGAUCAAGGUGGUCAAUAAGCGCGAAGAGUAUCGAGUCUACAGGAAACCUAUUCCUCUGGAGCUCUUGGUGAUCGCGCAAAUGGAUGAAGUGAUUCCAAGGGUUGGAAUCUCGAAACGCCCCUCGUCCAGUCUGCUUUCCAACAAGGCUGCUGUCAAUCCUCCGUCAACGAAAGACGGGCUUCCUAUCACGUUUAGGCACCUUGGUAAGGGUGGCUAUGAGCAGACACUGUAUGCUACGUCGCCAACUCAAAGAAGGAAAUUCAUCGAGAUGGUGGAAGAACAACAACGGAAGCUCAGAGAGCGAAACAGUAACUUCUACAACAAGACUGUGCUGUGUGAGCACUUCUUUACAUCUGUCAACCGAGUGAAUUGUCUUGUUCCAGUCGACGGUGGUCGGAAAUUGGUCUACGGUACAGACAGUGGCAUUUACCUUUCAGAUCGUUGGCCAAAGGACAAGUCCGCAAAACCAAGGAAGGUGCUAGAUGUCAGUCAGGUUACUCAGAUCGAUACCCUGGAGGAAUAUCAGCUUCUUCUGGUUUUGGCAAACAAGACACUCUCGUCUUUCCCGCUGGAGACUCUUGAAGUGGUGGAAGGUCAAAACACCUUGUCCAAGAGGCCCAAGAAAAUCCAGGGCCAUGCCAACUUCUUCAAAGCCGGCAUAGGUCUUGGUCGCCAUCUAGUAUGCUCUGUUAAGACUUCUGCUCUGUCGACAACCAUCAAGGUCUAUGAGCCGAUGGACAAUCUCGCCAAAGGAAAGAAGAAGUCCGCUGUUAGUAAGAUGUUCCAGAGUGGACAGGACACACUCAAGCCGUUCAAGGAAUAUUACAUCCCAGCUGAAUCGUCCUCGAUACAUUUCCUGCGCUCGACGCUGUGUGUUGGCUGUGCUCGUGGCUUCGAAGUCGUCAGUCUCGAAACCACCGAGACCCAAUCCCUGCUCGAUCAAGCCGAUACUUCGCUUGAUUUUGUUGCAAAGAAAGAGAACGUGAAGCCGAUCCACAUCGAACGAAUGAACGGAGAGUUCCUUCUAAACUACAGCGACUUCUCAUUCUUUGUCAAUCGCAAUGGCUGGCGCGCUAGACCUGACUGGAGGAUUUCUUGGGAGGGUAAUCCCAACGCAUUCGCGCUUUCUUAUCCCUACAUCCUUGCUUUUGAGCCCAACUUCAUUGAGAUCAGACACAUCGAGACGAGUGAACUGAUCCACAUAAUGACGGGCAAAAACAUUCGCAUGUUGCAUUCCUCAACGAGAGAGAUUCUCUACGCCUACGAAGACGAAACCGGGGAGGACGUGGUCGCCAGUUUGGAUUUCUGGAGCAAGGCACCACAGAACUAG
Aspergillus ruber CBS 135680 is the source of this 3615-nucleotide messenger RNA. It is a transcript of the gene rom2, whose product is annotated as putative Rho guanyl nucleotide exchange factor (Rom2). Lineage: Eukaryota; Fungi; Ascomycota; Eurotiomycetes; Eurotiales; Aspergillaceae. The record is from RefSeq and is a predicted model, not a curated record. Gene Ontology annotation, biological process: intracellular signal transduction. The coding region runs from base 1 to 3615 and encodes 1204 amino acids. The transcript has 4 exons. Gene Ontology annotation, molecular function: guanyl-nucleotide exchange factor activity.